Hydra vulgaris (swiftwater hydra) is the source of this 1644-nucleotide messenger RNA. RefSeq names its product beta-2 adrenergic receptor. Lineage: Eukaryota; Metazoa; Cnidaria; Hydrozoa; Anthoathecata; Hydridae. The record is from RefSeq and is a predicted model, not a curated record. Gene Ontology annotation, biological process: G protein-coupled receptor signaling pathway. Gene Ontology annotation, cellular component: plasma membrane. Gene Ontology annotation, molecular function: G protein-coupled receptor activity.
UUGAAUAAUUUCAUUUAUGUAAUUAUCCGUAAUAUUAUCGCAUUUCAGCUGUGAUAAUUGAGAUUAUAAAAUAAUUCAGGUAAUAUGAUUUGCUGGCGAACCAAGUUGCUUGUGUUACCAAAUUUAAAGAUUUUUGCAAUUCUUUUUGCUGUUCCGACUAUUGCUGCAAUUAUUUGCAACUUUAUAGUGGUUAUAAUAAUAACUAAGUUAAAAAAAAAGCCAGUUUCCAAGUAUCUUUUGUUGUCUCUAUCUAUUUCUGAUUUGCUUGUUGGCAUGAUACUUGGUCCAAUAACCUUGACACAAAUUUUAAAUAUUAGUCUGCUAUCAAACUGUACAGCGCAUUUUAUUCGUGGUUACGUAAUAGUUUUACUUGUUGGAUCAUCUUUGUCAACAUUAGCUGUGAUAUCAUAUGACAGAUACUUGCUGUUGACCAAGCUUUCUAACUAUAAUCAAUAUAUGAGCAAAAAGAAAGGACUUUCACUCAUUGGUUUUUCGUGGGUUUUUCCUGGGUUGGUACCUAUCGUCAGGACAUUCAGUAUGACAUUAUAUGUUGUUUUGUGUAUUAUAAAUUUUACCUAUCCUAUUAUUGCACUUGGAUCUUUUUAUUUUUUACUAACCAAAAAAGUUUAUAAAAGAGAAAUUGAGUUUCGUCAAAAUAAUCGAAUAGCUCCUAGUAAUGAUGUUAUUCAAAUUAACACGCUUUAUAAUAAUGAAGACAACUUAACCAAAUUAUCUGUAAACUAUUUCUAUAUUAAAAAUCUGAAAAAGUAUAAACACCAUGUUAAAGUGGCCAAGUCUGCUACUUUAUUAUUUACGUGUUAUCUUGCAUUUAUAUUUCCUUUAAACAUUUGGAUGAUUUUAGAACUUUCGAACAUAGAGUAUCACGCCACUUCUCAUCGAAUUUUUUACUUGUGUGGAAUAUUCCUUAUGCAAGUCAAUUCUUGUAUAAACCCGUUAAUUUACUAUGUAAAACAAAAGGAUAUAAAAAAAGGGUUCCGUCAAAUUUUCAAAUUUAUUAAAGUACAAAAAAGUAUUUCUAAAAAGUUUAAUAUGUCGGAGGCCAUUGAGACAACAAACGACUUUCGGUAGAAUCGAUUUCUAAAGAGAAACGAGUGUUGCAGACAUGAGAAGCAAACAUAACAUCAUAAAGUUUUAAUUGAUUUAAAUUAGUAAUAUUAACUGAUAAUGUACAGUAAAAAUAAAAUAAAUUUUUUUUAAUGAAUAUUAUUAAAUUGACAGCUUUUAUGCAUUAAUAUAUAUAUUUUUGAAAUUUAAAGUUUGGUUUUUACAUCUAGUUGAUUCCUUCUAUUAAAUAUUAUUUACCGUAAUAUCUACAGUGCUGGUUGUUUUUUAUUUGUAAAAACGCUUAAAAAGACACGUAAAAACAAUAUACAUGCUUCAGCCAUGAUAUGCUAGAGUAGACGCUAAUUGUAUAAGAAUUUCAGUUAAUGAAAUAAAGAUCAAGUUCAGCAGAACAUUUAGUACUCUUAGAAUAGAUUUGAUUGAUAAGCUGCUAAAGCAGAUUGCACAAUACUGACAAAAUGCAAAUGCACCUUACUUAACUAAAAAGUACAUUCCUAGAAGAGUGAAUUAGAUUUUAAUAAGUAAGGAUAAAGAUGAAACAUAAAAACAUCCGUGUUAAUG